This is a messenger RNA of Melanotaenia boesemani (Boeseman's rainbowfish), 5262 nucleotides long. Its product is annotated as protein translocase subunit SecA-like. Lineage: Eukaryota; Metazoa; Chordata; Actinopteri; Atheriniformes; Melanotaeniidae. The record is from RefSeq and is a predicted model, not a curated record. The coding region runs from base 195 to 3557 and encodes 1120 amino acids. The transcript is spliced from 2 exons. Gene Ontology annotation, biological process: protein targeting; protein import. Gene Ontology annotation, cellular component: membrane. Gene Ontology annotation, molecular function: protein binding; ATP binding; ABC-type protein transporter activity.
CCGUCGUUUACCUUUCUUGUUUUCGUAACAGUUCAUUGUCUCCAAAUGAUGUGGAAAAGCUUCUCCAGAAGCUUCAAGCACUGGUUACAAAUAUCAAGUGGAGCCCAGAGGACGUGUCAGACUUGUUUGAUGCUCUUUUGAUCCGAUUUGAAUCUACGUCAACAAAUGACAGAUCCCAUCUGUUCAACUGGCUCAUGCAAAUGUUACACUGCAUUGAAGUAAACUUCAUUACUUCCAGCUGGAGAUCAAAAUCAGGAAAGACACUUAUCGAGUUGGUCCAAGACAAGACUGUAACAGAUGAAGAGCUCAAGAAUCACUUAUCAGAAGAUGAAGAAAAGACACUGGAUGAGAUUAUUCAGGAAAUCCGACAUGAAAAGUUAAACCAAGUUGAUGAAAAACUUUUAGAUGAUAUAAAAGAUAUUGUGUCAUCGGUUCAUAAAAAGCUGACUAUACAAGAUGAUAAAUUAAAGACUAGUAAGCUGAAACUAAUCUUGAAGAAGAUAUGUAAGGCAGUGAAAAAAACAGCCAAAUACAGACCGCGACUGACUCAGAUGGUGAGCUGGUGUCUCAUGGCUCUUUCCACAACGGGGCGGUUACUUCAGGUUGGCACAGGAGAAGGGAAGUCAUGCAUUGUGGCAAUGUUUGCAGCGUUCCGAGCUAUGAAAGGAGAAAAAGUAGAUAUCAUGUCGAGCUCACCAGUUCUAGCAGUGAGAGAUUUGGAUGACUGGAAAGAAUUUUAUAAGUUAUUGAAUAUCAGCGUGGACUGCAACAUCAACAAACAAGGUAAUGACUUAAAAAAGUGCUACCAGUGUGAAGUUGUUUAUGGUACCGUGGAACAGUUUGCUGGAGACUGGCUUCAGCAGCAUUUUCAAAAGAAUGACAUAUUUGGCAAGAGGACAUUCAAGUGUGCUAUAGUGGAUGAGGUGGAUUCCUUGAUGUUAGAUAAGGGUCAUCAUGUUGUGUACAUAAGCAGUGACAUGCCUGCUUUGCAGCAUCUCAACCCACUGCUGGCAUCCAUAUGGGCCACAGUUAAUCAGUACAGUAAGAUCAACACAGAGACGACUGUAGGACGAAAAUACCCCUUUCAUCAAGUUGUAUCUAAACAGAUUAAAGAUGAAGGUAUUGAUGAGUUUGCCGUUCUUCAGAUAGCAGAGGAAGCUGGUGUACUGGCCAAAGGAUCAGUUAGGGAAAUAAGAAGGAACCCAAGUCUUUUAAUGGAAAAAAUAGCAAACGUUCCUGCAGACAAGCUGGUUGAGUUCUUCAAAAUAGUCGAGCGAAAAUACCCAUCCUGCCACUUUGCUCUGCACUGCAAAAGCACAGAUGGAGAAAUAAAAGAACUGCACAAAAAACCACAAGGAGGAAAUGAGCAGAGACAAGUAUCCCUGCUGUUGGUCAACGGAGGUUUCUGCCAGUACAUGUACACCGACAAAAACAGUGUGCUGAGAGCUGCAGAAGAAGAAAUAAGAGGGGCUCUGCAUUUUACACCAUGCCAACUGAAGGACUCUGAAAGUAGCUGCUUCAUCCCAGGAUUCCUCUCAGAUUUGGUUGAAGCUAAACUAAAGGUUUGGAUUAAAAAUGCAUUCCAUGCACAAACCAUGCAAAUGGAUCAUGAAUAUGUCCUGGAGAGACAUGGAAUAGUUCCUGUGGAUUACAGCUGCACAGGGGUUGUUGAAAACUUCAGGCAAUGGCCAGAUGGUCUGCACCAGUUUCUGGAAAUGAAACACGGGUUUAAGCUGAGUGAUAUGACAGCCAUCACCAACUACAUGUCCAGUGUUGGCUUGUUUCAGAAGUAUGGAAGUCAGAUCUACGGCAUGUCUGGAACUCUUGGUAGACAAGCAGAGACCGAAACUUUGCAGAAAAUCUAUGAGGGAAUCACAACCUGCCAGAUACCUUCUUUCAAACGUAGAAAGCUGUUUGAGGUUGAAGGAAUGAUUGUGGAGAAUGAAAACGAAUGGAUUGAGAAAAUCUGCAACGUUGUUGUUGAACAAACCAAACCAGCACCAUAUAGGGGUCAACGAGCUGUGCUGAUCAUCUGUGAGACAAUCAAAUGGGCGAAAACUUUCCACAGAGCUCUGGGAGAUAAGGUCCCACACAAAAAGCUUUAUGUAAACAACAAUGCAGACUUCAGCACAAUCUUUUCCAAGGAUCUUGAAGCAGGAGAGGUCAUCAUAGCCACAAACCUGGCAGGUCGUGGAACAGACCUUCAGAUUUCCGACUCAGUAAAGGAAGCUGGAGGUUUGUUCGUUGUGCAGACCUUCCUACCCAGGAACGCUCGUGUGGAGGCUCAGGCCUUUGGUCGCGCUGCUAGACAAGGUUCUCCUGGGUCUGCUCAGCUCAUUGUCUGUUCCAUGCAUCUGUCAGAGCCGCUUCAACUUCUGGUUUUAACAAAGAGAAGUCAGUUUUUGUUGGAAGAUGUUACAGAUGUCAGGUCAUCUUUUCAAAGUCUGUUUAUAAUGUAUUUGAGGCUGUACCAGAAAGGCCACAGUGAUGAGCACAAAGAGAUGUCUUUGAUAUCGUCAAGUGUUUUGACUGAGGAGAUAAAAUCAGAUAUAAUGAUGGUGAAAACAUUAAGAGAUGACUCUGUGGCCAAAGAACUAUCCAGAUACUUGGAAUGUCACAUCCCAAAUAUAAAGAAGAAGGAGGAGCUCUUCGGUCAGUAUUUGCAAACACUAAAUAAUCUGUAUGACUGCAGCAACAAGCCAGCAGAAUCAUAUGUGGCUGCACUCAAUGAAUUUUGGGGAAUGUGGCUGCUCACUAAAUUCAAUGAGAACGAUUCCAUCCAACUACUGAAAACGAUGCUGAAAGACGACCUGAACAAAGCCAUGGAAAAACUCAAGAAGGGAGAAUCCCCCUUAUCAAACCUGCACCACUACACUGCUUUUGGCAGUGAGCUACAAAAAAUGGGAAAACUUUCAGAGAGCAUCACCAUGUACACCAAAGCAAUAAAAGAAGACCAAUGCUGGGCUGCAGUUGCAUACUACAACCGAGCUUUUGCAACUUUAACCCAGCAAAACAGUCAUCAGGAUCCUGACUGCCUCAAUGGAGCUCUGGAGGAUUUGCAAAAUGCCCUCAAGUCUGUUCAGCUCUACUUCAAACAGCUUGACAUCACUUUCAGAUACGCCACACAGCAAACCAGUGAUGUGACAAGAUUUGACGCACACAUUGCAGCCAGACACAAAGUUUUGGAGUUUUUCAAAACAAAUAUUCUGGAAGCAAUACAGAAGGUACAGAGGUCUAUAAACAGAGGUGGAUUUGUGAAUGUGGAGAAGAGGUCGGUCUACUUCCUUGUUUCACUGGAGCAUUUACUGCCUUUGGUUUUACUUUCCCUGGAAUCAGUGAGGGUCAUUUACUCCAGAGACCCAUUGAAGUGCUGCCAACUCAUUAGCCAUCCAUCUUGUGACGUUUUUACUGAACUCAGGAGUUUAGAAGCCAUGGGCUUGACUCAUAUCUAUGUGUUAGAUACCCGGUUUUCUUUGGCUGGCUUUAUUUCAGGGAUAGGCAGAAGUGUACGUUCAGUUUGGAGGAGAAUUUUUCCAGUAACUGGGCAGAAAGGUUAAUCACAAAACUGAGCAUUCAGUGGUGUAAAGUUUAAGACUAAAAAUCAAGCACAGACUUACAUUAACCAAAUAGCAUUUUCUCAGAAUUAAGUUAAACAUAUUACCUUUGAAAUGAUUUUGUUAAUGCACUAUUAAUUAGUUUUUUGGAUUUGGAGAACACCUGUGAUCUUAACUGUACAAAGCCAACUGAGUCAGCUGUUGAACCGAAAUAGAGUAUAAUCGUUAUUGUUAUUGGUUUGAAUAAGCGCUGCUUUGACUUGUAUCUGAUUUUGACUUUUUUUGACAAUCCAUUUUUAUUUUUUAUUAUUAUCUUAAAUCACUUUUUUCCUCUAACUAUUGUUCCCUACAUUUCACGAAGAAAAAGUGGCUUUCCAUUCCAUCAUAUGAUAGUUUAUUAAUUUAUGUAUACUUUUUUCGUUAGUGGGUAAGAUAUUUGGACCUCAUCUUUGAUUACGCUAUUUAAUCUACUUUCAUACUGAUCUUUUUUUAAAAUUUUGUGUUGGGAAAAAAGCUUGUUCAUUUUUGAGUUUUCAAGCACUGUAAAAUCUUUUGUUUAUUAAUACUACCAGAAUCAUUCAAGUAUGUUUUGGUUAAUUCACAUUUAAUGAGAAAUUAUUUUCUGAUGAACAUUCUAAGAUAAUUUGAUUAUGUGCACUUUUAAACUGCACUUUUAGGAGUUUUUAAUCACCUUCUUUUAACUACUGAUUCUGGAAGUCUUGCUGUAAUGGUUCUUUUAGACUUAACAGCAGCAUGUUACACAGUUGACCACAAACAAACUGACACACUUGGUGCAAUGUGGCCCUGUCUGUGUUCAUCUUUGUAAGUUUUGAACUUCUAAAUGGUGCUGUAAGUGUUCUUGGUCUUGUCCAUGAGAAAAAUCUUGGUGUGAUUGUUGAUAGCUCUUCUAACUUCCACCAGCAGGUCAGUUCAGCAGUUAAAAGUGUUUUCUUUCAUUUGAGGCUGCUUGGCAAGAUAAAGCCCUUCCUGCCUAAACAAGCCCUAGAAAAGGUCAUCCACCUGCUCAUCAUGUCCCACUUCAAUUACUGCAACUCCCUGUAUUAUGGUCUUGAUCAGCCAUCUUUGCACCGAUUGCAUCUCGCUCAAAAUGCAGCUGCUCGGUUGCUUACAGGAAGGAGGCAACGUGAUCACAUUACCCCUGUGCUUGCUACUUUGCAUUGGCUUCCUGUUAGUUUUAGGAUUCAGUACAAAGUUUAUUACUUGUUUUUAAAGCCUUAAACGGUUUAGCUCCCUUGUAUCUGUCAGAGCUGCUGUAACAGCAUGCUCCAGCCAGGGCUCUGGUCUUCUACACGGCUCCUUCUGAAGGUCACAUGGUCUAAGCUCAAAUCCAAGAAUGACAGAGCUGUUUCGGUUGCUGCUCCAAAGUUGUGGAACAGUUUACCUUUUUACUUUAGAGCUGCCCAGUAUGUUUCUGGUUUUAAAUCCUUGCCCAAGAUCCACUUCUUUGCACUGGCUUCUAACAUAACUGAGCUUGACAUUUGCUUGCUUUUACUUUUUAUUACAUUUUUAUCUCAUUAGCUUUUUUUUUUCUACAGAUUUUUAUUGUUUAUUGUUUUAUUGUUUAGUGUUUUAAGUUGUAGUUGUUUCUUUUUGUUCAGCACUUUUGGGCAACUGGGGUUGCAGUAAAUGUGCUAUAUAAAUAAAUGUAAACUUAAACAUGAACUUGAAUGGGAAAUAAAAAAGUUAA